Messenger RNA from Scleropages formosus (Asian bonytongue), 6440 nucleotides. RefSeq names its product epidermal growth factor receptor a (erythroblastic leukemia viral (v-erb-b) oncogene homolog, avian) (gene egfra). Gene Ontology annotation, biological process: protein phosphorylation; positive regulation of epithelial cell proliferation; negative regulation of apoptotic process. The transcript is spliced from 29 exons. The record is from RefSeq and is a predicted model, not a curated record. Gene Ontology annotation, cellular component: basal plasma membrane; signaling receptor complex; plasma membrane. Gene Ontology annotation, molecular function: epidermal growth factor binding; epidermal growth factor receptor activity; ATP binding. Lineage: Eukaryota; Metazoa; Chordata; Actinopteri; Osteoglossiformes; Osteoglossidae. Bases 1505 to 5335 code for a protein of 1276 amino acids.
GCCGCAAGCCCAUCCCUUGAAGAGGAGAAAUGAAGGAGAGGCAUUUUAUGGGGCUUGUGUGUGUGUGUGUCUGUGAGAGAGAGAGCGUGCGUGUAACUUUCUCCCAACAUUGUCCAAGGAAGUGGGAAAGACCCGUCUGACCGGGCCGACUGUCUAGCCACAGUGCCGGUCGACAAGAAGGAGUGGUCCGUGUGGCACCGGCCGGUUACAUUCCACACCGCAUCGAGAGGGAUUUCCACACGGCGGUGCUGGAGCACCAGACCUCCUCCACACAGGAGAGCUUCUUCCAGGAAGGAUCCAAACAGGUUGCCCGCUUUCACCUUGACAACCUACCAUCAGUGUCUACGAUACCACGUAGCACGUUGCUGCCGUCAAUGCUCGCGCUUGCAGUGAUGACCUAAAGGGACGUGACCCGAAGACGGACGACUCCCGUCAUUUCGGCAUCAUUAGGAUAGCGUUCGCAAGCUCUCUUUUGCGUCAGAGGGAGAUGAGCGGUCCUGAUUAAAGCAAAGAGCGUCAACCGCCUUCGCUCUUACGUGGACUGAAGUUGAUCAAAUAGAAUGUGAGGGACCCCCAGCGAAAGGGCAAACCGUGUUCAUGCUCUUCGAUGGAGUAAUUACGCCUCAUCGAGCACUGAUCAAAACCAGCCCCACCAGCUCUAACGUAAACUAUUAAAUUAUUGCUUCAGCUGGACAACUAGAUAACAUUUGGGUUUUAUUUUAAAAAAAUAAUAAACACUCGGUGGCCUCCGGUGUAAUCUGGAGAGUAAAUACCAUAGAGGAAAUGAGAACACAUGGCGCAAAAACCCCCGGGAAUAAAGUAAGAAAAGCUUCUUUUGGAUUUAAUAUUGUGCGACGGAUGAAUGAUGGAUGAAUAGCUGGAGAUCUAAUCCGUCCGGUGAAGAUCGCUCUGCGCUCACGGGGAGCAAAUUAAUAAUUUUGUCAAAUGUAAAUGAAAGCGAACUGAGGUCAUGUUCUGCUUCCCCCAAAGAGUGCAGUGUUGUUAUUGCGCAGUUUUACUGGUGCCAAUAUCUCUAAACGUGCUUGAUCGGACCGCGUUUUCUCUGGGAAGGUGGAAAGGGGGUUGGUUUAUCGGAUGGAGUCCCUUCGCCAUCCUUUAAUGAUGCGCCAAGAGCCUGGAAAAGCCACUUGAAGCGGAGGGAUCGAGGGCGUGGACUGCGCCCUUUCCGGCACGUUCCAGCCACGAGGCUGCGCAAGGCUUAUCGCGGAGCGGUCCGUCACAACGGAACCACGCAGGAAACGGGAGUCCGCUCUCCCAACACAGCGUGUGAACGUGCUCGAUGCGUGAGGGAGCCGGUUGUAUGUGAUUGCGAAACGCCUAAAGGGCCGCGGAGCAAGCGGUCCCAUUCUUCCCGCGGGAUGUUUUGAGAAGAGCCGAAAAGACGUGGAAGCCGCCGGGCUCACUCGUUGUUCCAGCAGGCUUCGGAGCGCGGUCUGCUGGGUUCCGCUACAGAGACGGGAUCCGUGGAAAUAAACACCGCGAUAUGCCGUUGGCCAUCCCGGCACUCGGAUCGUCCCCGCUCAGUGGAAGCAAAGAUCACAAAGGCAGCUGCGCCGACUCCAAAGCGGCGCCGCAGCUCGUGUGGGAGGGUCCCACGGCGUACUGCUCGCGCCGCUGUGAACCUCUUCCUUCGGUCCAAUCGCGCUCGGUCCGAGCACCUCCCACCGCUGCCCCUAACGCAGGCCAGAGACCAGAGACUUCCACAAUAGGAGGGGAAGCGCCUUGCUCGAGUGUACCGUCGCCAGAGGUGGCAUUCGAACCGGAGUUCUUCAAGUCCAAAGUGUGCCAGGGAACCAGCAACAGGCUCACGCUGCUGGGAACACCCGAAGACCAUUACCGCAACAUGGUGAAGAUUUACAGCAACUGCACUGCGGUGCUGGAAAACCUGGAGAUCACCUACACAGAGGAGCACCAUGAUCUGUCUUUCCUCAAGAACAUCCAGGAGGUAGGGGGCUACGUGUUGAUUGCUGUGAACAAGGUGCCCACCAUCCCUCUGGAUAACCUCCGCAUCAUCCGGGGCCACACCCUCAUGGACGACAAAUACGCCCUGUCUGUGAUGUUCAACUACAACAAGAAUUUCACCUUCAAGAGCCCAAACAUCACCAGGGGGGUUUUCCAGCUGUCACUGAGAAACCUCACAGAAAUCCUCAAAGGGGGCGUCAGAUUCCAGUCCAACCCUUUCAUGUGCAACGUGGAGACCGUAAAGUGGUACGACAUCGUGGACAAGGACAGCAACCCAGUCAUGGAGCUUCCCAAGACCAGCCUUGCCCAGCACUGUAAGAAGUGCGAUCCAAGCUGCUUCAAUGGGUCCUGUUGGGCACCAGGCAAGGAGAACUGCCAGACUUUGACCAAGCUGACCUGUGCGGAACAGUGCUCUGGCAGGUGCAAGGGUCCCAAGCCCAGCGAUUGCUGCAAUGAGCACUGUGCUGCCGGCUGCACCGGACCCAAGGCCACCGACUGCCUGGCAUGCAAGGCCUUCCAGGACGAAGCGACGUGUAAGGACGCCUGCCCCCAGCUCAUGCUUUACAACCCCAACACCCACCAGCUGGAAGUCAACCCGGACGCCAAGUACACCUUUGGGGCCACCUGCGUCAAGAAAUGCCCACACAACUAUGUGGUGACGGACCACGGCGCGUGUGUUCGGACCUGCAGCGCAGGCACGUACGAGGUGGACGAGGACGGAGUUCGCAAGUGCAAGAAGUGCGAGGGACCGUGUCCAAAAGUGUGCAACGGGCUCGGGAUGGGAAACCUCACGGACGUCCUGUCGAUCAACAACUCUAACAUCAACUCCUUCUGGAACUGCACCAAAAUUAACGGCGACGUCUCCAUUCUGCGCACCACCUUUAAGGGUGACUCAUUCACCAAUACAUCCGAGAUGAAUCCAUCCAAGCUUGAAGUUUUUAAAACUGUCAAGGAAAUUACUGGUUUCCUGGUUAUCCAGGAGUGGCCGUCUGACAUGGAAUCCCUCAGCCCCUUUGAGAACCUGGAGAUCAUCCGAGGGAGGACCAAGCAACAGGGCUCCGUAAGCUUCGCUGCCAUCAGCACAGCCGUCACGCACCUGGGCCUGCGCUCUUUGCGGGAGAUCAGCGACGGCGACGUGGUGGUCAUGAACAACCCAAAGCUGUGCUACACCGACAAGUCGCACUGGAAGGCGAUGUUCAAGUCCGAGAAGCAGAACGCCAGGGUGCAGAAAAACAUGGACGCUGACCAUUGCAUGUUGCAGAACCGCACGUGUGACCCCAUGUGCACCUCGAAAGGCUGCUGGGGGCCCGGCCCCGCCAUGUGCUUCUCCUGCAAGCACUUCGCCCGUGCCGGACGCUGCGUCGGGACCUGCAACAGCCUCGAAGGGGAGCCGCGAGAGUAUGUGGUCAACGAUACCUGCCUGCCCUGUGACCCGGAGUGCCAACUCCAGAACAUAACCGAGACUUGCCGAGGACCGGGUCCUGAUAUGUGCAUGGCUUGCGCCAACUUCAAAGACGGCCCCCACUGCGUCCACUGGUGCCCCCACGGCAUCCCCGGGGAGAGCGACACUUUGGUGUGGAAAUACGCCGAUAAGGACGGGGUCUGCCAGAGCUGCCACGAGAACUGCACCCAGGGGUGCAGCGGUCCAGGGUUGGAUGGCUGCCACGCUAGAGGCUCGCGCCUGUCCUCCAUCGCAGCCGGGGUGGUAGGCGGCCUGCUGGCCUUCGUCAUCAUCGCUCUGUCCGUCUUCGUGCUGCUGCGCAGGCGUCGCAUCAAGAGGAAGAGGACCCUGCGCAGGCUGCUCCAGGAGAAAGAGCUGGUCGAACCCCUGACGCCAAGCGGGGAGGCGCCCAACCAGGCCUUGCUCCGCAUCCUGAAGGAGACUGAGUUCAGGAAGAUCAAGGUCCUGGGAUCUGGAGCCUUUGGAACUGUCUACAAGGGAAUGUGGGUUCCAGAAGGAGAAGAUGUGAAGAUCCCCGUUGCCAUCAAGGUGCUGAGGGAGGCCACAUCUCCUAAAGCGAACAAAGAGAUCUUGGAUGAGGCCUACGUGAUGGCCAGCGUGGACCACCCCCACGUGUGCCGGCUGCUUGGGAUCUGCCUCACCUCCACGGUGCAGCUCAUCACCCAGCUGAUGCCCUACGGCUGCCUGCUGGACUACGUCAAGGAGAACAAGGACAACGUGGGCUCCCAGUAUCUGCUCAACUGGUGUGUGCAGAUCGCCAAGGGUAUGAGCUACCUGGAAGACAGACACCUGGUCCACCGCGACCUGGCUGCCAGGAACGUGCUGGUGAAGACCCCGCAGCACGUCAAGAUCACGGACUUCGGCCUGGCCAAGCUGCUCAGUGCAGACGAGAAGGAGUAUCACGCCGACGGGGGGAAGGUGCCCAUCAAGUGGAUGGCGCUGGAGUCCAUCCUGCACCGGACGUACACACACCAGAGCGACGUGUGGAGCUACGGUGUGACGGUCUGGGAGCUGAUGACGUUCGGGACGAAGCCCUACGACGGCAUCCCGGCCAGCGAGAUCGCCGGCGUGCUGGAGAAGGGCGAGAGGCUGCCGCAGCCGCCCAUCUGCACCAUCGACGUCUACAUGAUCAUGGUCAAGUGCUGGAUGAUCGAUGCCGAGAGCCGCCCGCACUUCCGGGAGCUCAUCGUCGAGUUCUCCAAGAUGGCCCGCGACCCCCAGCGCUACCUCGUCAUCCAGGGCGACGAGAGGAUGAACCUGCCGAGCCCCUCCGACUCCAAGUUCUACCGCUCCUUGAUGAGCGGGGACGACAUGGAGGACGUCGUGGACGCGGACGAGUACUUGGUCCCCUACAAGGGAUUCUUCAGCAGCCCCAGCACGUCCCGCACACAGCUUCUCCACUCCAUGAGUCUCAACAGCAGUACCGGGGGCACUUGGCAUAGGACUGGGAAUGGCUGCCCGGCGCGGGAGAACAGCGUGGUUCUGCGCUACAUCUCCGACCCCACGGACAGCUUGCUGGACAGGGACUUCCAGCCGGCGCCGGAAUACAUGAACCAGAACGGGAGCGGCCCGCUGGACAUGACGAACCCCAGCUACCAGCAGCCCCCACCGCCACGUGCCAUGCUCCCCACGGUGGCAUCCGACGACACGGAGGCCGAGUACCUGAACUGCUUCAAGCUGGAGGCGAACCAGCCCGAGUACCUCAACACGCCCCAGAUGGUAGUGGACGAGCCCCGGUUCUGGGGCCAGAAGUGCAGCCCGCAGAUGAGCCUGGACAACCCCGACUACCACCAGGGCUUCGCUGCCCUGCUCCAAGCCCGGCCCAACGGCCACCUCCCCGCCACAGAGAUCGAGUACCCGGGCCUGGCCUUACAGGCGCAGGUCCACUAGCAAACCGCCUCCCUGCGUCAGCCCGGCCGGCGACCCUCAGCGCCAUGGGAGGGAGGUGCGUGACUUGCUUCUGGACCAUAAAUGGCCUGAUGUCAUUGCGGAAGGAAAGACAAUGGCGCUAAAGGGGACGUAACGGUGCCGCCUUGGGACCGGUUUUAUAGACUUUGGCCGGUACCUUGUUGGGUCGCGGGCCUUGCUUCAGGGCGGGCUUUUGCUUCUUUGGUCACCUCUGGUGAUCCCACCGGGGUUCCUGGUGGACCGUGGACUCGAACUAGCGGAAGAGCCAAAGAGCAGAGGGGACAUUGGUCCGUCUCUGAAGCUCUCUCAAAGUGUCACUCAAACCCAUGGGACUGGACCCGUUCUCUCCUGGUGUGUACCCGCCCCGCAGACACUGCCCAACUGCUCGCCCCAGAAGGCAGGACUCCAUACAAAGUCCUUCCUAAGAGGCGUGUCAUGAGAGACCAACGGUGACUGCAGCUCGGGUUUGGACGGCUUCCCUGGUUGCCGCGGGCAACAAGUGAGCAGAGGAGCAAAAAAAGUAGCAUAACUGCUGACACACAGUACAUGUGUCCACCUGGCCUCCUACCGCUGUCAAACCGUACGGGGGCAUCUCCGGGGGGGCACCGUGUGCUGCCGUACAUGAAUGUUUCUGAACAUAUACAGCAUUUUUCCUUUGGUGUAAGAUUAUGUGUACAGCAGGAGACGGACUGGGCUGUGAAGACAAGGAGACACUUGAACUUCCACGCCGCGAGGACACACCUUCUUUCUCUUAGGGGUGCGUUCAGCAAGGGGCUGAGACUAGGAGGUGGAGGACAGUGGCUAUGGGGGUGUAUGAGGUUGUAUGUCAUAUUCAUGUAUUCAUAUUAAGGAUUCUAUUUGCUCCUUUUAAUUGCACCGAUUGCACUGUUUCGUCUGCUUUGCUCUCCAGAUGUAGCAACCCCCCCCCAACCCGGUACCGAAGUAGACGUGCUGGACUGUAAUUACUGCGUUGUGUUUCUUCUCCCCCCUGGCAAAAGUGAAUGUUUUUAUUGAUCCGUUCAUGAGCCAAUCAGUGUAUUCAGAUAAUGUUGCUCUUUUCAAAUAAAACACUGUUUAGCGGACCUCA